GCCUACGUCUUUUGAUUCAGAAGUUGUCUACCCUUCUCUCUCCGUCCAUUCGAACUCGCAAAUGCACCGGUAGUAGUCGUGGUCUAUCGACGGUCGGCAUGCGAUCUCGAACUGGUUGCUUAACAUGUCGUUCUAGAAAGUUAAAGUGUGACGAGCAGUACCAGGCAGUGAGCGGUGGUGGUGAUGAUGGUGAUGGUAAGCAGAAACUGCAAUGUGCGCAAUGCCGCAAGGCGUCGAGGGAGUGUCGGCCCAGCGAAGGGAUUGUUUUUCGGCAUCAGCAGAAUGCGUCUAUGAACAACAAUAUCACGGACGAAAAGUCUGGUCGAGGUUCUUUGGGGGGUUUUUAUAAUUACAAGAACACAUUUGGUGCGGACAGUGUGUGGGUUGACAUUCCCAAGAACGGUACGGGACUAUUUCUUUUGGGACUGAGGAUCUUAUUGACAGUGGAUGGUGCAGUCAUCUUCGUGGAUAGUACAGACCCGCAAGCAGCAGAAGAAUUGGAAGCUUCCAUUCUGGCAAAUGAUUCUAGUAAGCACGAUGCGCUUACCCAUGAAUGGUACCACCAAACCUCAACGUCGACACCCAACGAUACUGCACUGGGUCUGAACGCAUUGUCGACUGCUGCUGCUGCGCAGAAUUCAUACAUUUUUCCGUCUGCAGCAUCUCCUGGAACCCCUGGUCUACGACUGACCAGUAUUAAUGACUUGGGAGUUCCCUUGACGUCGACAACGCCUCAUUCACCAAAUAAAGCACCAAACACCUUGACUCCGACUUCGCCUCCGAUAUCCAUCACUUCUUUGUCUAAUAAUAAUAAUAAUAAUAUUAACUUUCUGCUCAAUCCGUCAAAUUCUGGCUCGCCGUCCGUUGACUCUAGUUUGUCGACAACACUUGGGCGCCGGAGAGAGUCCUCAUCAUAUCAGUCAGUGACGGCGAGACAUCGAAGUGCCCUCUCAAAUGUGCGACUUGAUGCAAAGGUCGAGACUGACCACGAAGUCGCUUUUCUGUUGAGACAUUUUGCCGAGAAUCCGGGCUACUGGAUGGAUCUGUUCGAUCUCGACUUCUACUUUUCCUCACUAGUUCCCGUAAAAGCUCUAUCAAACCCACUUCUAAAGUAUGCCGCAUGCGCCUAUGCUGCCAAACAACUCAACCGAGUACGAGGUGCCAAAGCAAUCAUGGGCGGCAAUUGCUCCAAACAAGCCUCAAUGGAAUUGUGGCCUGACGCAGCAAAUGUGGAUUGGGGAUGGUACGGUGCCAAAUAUUACGACAAGGCCAUUCAACUUCUCAUGAGGGAGUUACAACAUGACGCUGGAAGUCCAGCACCUUUUAGCACUCCCGAAGCAUUUGGUCAAUGGCAAGCAGCUGAGCUAUGUGACAAUGCAGGACCUUCUCGGAAACGAAGGAGGCGCUUUUCGAACAGCCGCUUUUCCAGUUCUCAUUCGGACGAGGUUUUGGCGGCAACGGCGAUUCUUUCUGUAUAUGAAUUUUUAGAUGCGACAGGUCCCGCGUGGAAUGGACAUUUGAGCGGGGUGAAAUCGCUUCUUGAUAUUGCAGAAAUCGGCAUGAUGCCAUUAGAACAAGAGUCUUCGUCGACAGAGGGUAUCCUACCGCGGAAGAGGCCAGGUUUGUCGCGCGCUCGGAAGGCUACGUUUUGGAAUUUCGCUCGACAGGAUUAUAUAUCUGCUUUUAUCAAUGAAGGUCAAACAAGGUUGAACCCAGAAGACUUCCUCCUUUGGACCGACGCUGGAUUGCACCUCGAUAGUAACGGGUUCGUUAUGCCGAGCAACACCGACGCGGAAAGUACAAUGAAAGAAGACAUGAUUUCGAAUGCAUUGAUAUGGCUUCUAUCGAAAAUAGUCAAUUUCAUUGACGCCGGUGACCAGAUUCAAUUAUCUCCAGCAGGCGGUACAAAUGAACAAGGACCUAUAGGGAUUUCGCAAAACACCUUGCUUGAACGCUGGUAUAGGCUACACAGUGAAUUGGAUGCAUGGUAUAGGGGACUCCCAGACACAUUUCAGCCAUGUGCGAGACUUGAACCGGCUCGGAGGCCGCAUAUGAGAGCUGGUAUCGAUGAUGACUGUCCUUUCGCUGAAGUGUGGUAUAGUAUGCCCAUGUGCGCGUCUACUAUGCAGCACUACCACAUGGCUCGAAUCAUCUUGCUUAUCAACAAACCUCAUGAAUCCACGGCUCGUCGAACAACAGUCACGAAUCGACUAAAGUCGUAUCGAUCAAUUGAGAGCGAGAUUCGGCAACAUAGUUAUGAGAUAUGUAAUAUAUCCAUGUCCCGUAUGGAUGCCUCGUCAAGGAUUCACUCCCUACAACCGCUGUUUGUCACGGGGCAGUGUCUCACGGAGCCGCGAGAACGAAGGACUAUUCUGAGUUUGUUGAGAGGUAUAGAGGCGGACACAGGAUGGGCAACGGAGUACCGGGUGAAGCAGCUGUUGAAGGAGUGGGAGUGGGAUGAAGCAGCCACCAUGUCUUAGCUCAUGACACUUCCGAUAUAUCGUCGUCAUUAGGAUUCUAGGUGGAAGAAUCAGCUUUUGUGUUGUUUGGAUAAUUGCGCAAUACCAACCUACACUAGAGAAAAGUCCUGUGCUGAGGUAGGUAGGGUUGGUAACCGGCGAGCUCGACGUGGCUGAAGUCAUUUGUCCAAAACGUACAGCCGAUAGACCUGUAUAGAUUCUUCUGAUUAACAUAACCUGUCCAGCCGCAAGCGACGGAGAACCGCUCCACCUUUCUUUCCGCCUUUCGCUUCAAAUUUCUGUACAUAUUUUCAAUUCAAAUCAAGGGGGAAAAAAUUA
Messenger RNA from Talaromyces stipitatus ATCC 10500, 2798 nucleotides. RefSeq lists its product as uncharacterized. Gene Ontology annotation, molecular function: zinc ion binding; DNA-binding transcription factor activity, RNA polymerase II-specific; transcription cis-regulatory region binding. The transcript is spliced from 4 exons. The record is from RefSeq and is a predicted model, not a curated record. NCBI's taxonomy places the organism in Eukaryota, Fungi, Ascomycota, Eurotiomycetes, Eurotiales, Trichocomaceae. Gene Ontology annotation, biological process: positive regulation of transcription by RNA polymerase II. Bases 99 to 2480 code for a protein of 793 amino acids. Gene Ontology annotation, cellular component: nucleus.